AUGAAGUGCCUGUCUUCUAUUUUCCUACCCUGCUUGCAGGCGCGGAAGCUUCGUCGUCAGCGACGGCAGGAUUACCAUGCCUCUUGGACUUGUGCAGGUAUCUCAGAGCUUGCGCAGCCUACUGAGCCAUUCCCCGCGUACGAACACGAGAAACACCAUCACGGUUCAACAGAACUGUCAGCUCUGCCAGACCAGCCUAAAGAUGCUGUCACCAAGACCCCGCAGAUGACACCAUCUAUCCGCCUCGUUAAUCCUGCGGACUCGGAGUGCUCAACGCUGGACGACCCAGAUGAGAAACAACCACAAGGCAUCCAAGAUGAUAUCGCUGCGAAGCAGACCACCACGCUCUCAGACGAUGACACCGACGUCGAGUCCGGUUCCGAAAAGACUUCACGGGUCAUUGACAUGAAGGUCGGCCCUCAGACUGAAGAACCUCUCAAUCCCAAAGCCCACCUGUCGCCGAAGAGCAAAGACGACAUAGAUCUUGAGCUGUCAAGCCGCCGCAUUCCCCGCAGUCCUGAUAAGAAGCCCCGUCCUGCAAGCAUGGAGGUGCCUCCUAGCGCAGCAGCCAAACUUCCAGAAAUCAAGAGCCGUAUCAUCGAGGACAUCCCGGAGGACGUUGAAGAAGAGGACAAACACGAUGCAGAUAUCAAGCACACUGUGUCUGCAGUUCCAGACGAACAAGCAAAGCCAGAGGAAGAGUAUGGCUCCGAGACUGCCGCAACCAAGCCUACUAAGCGCACCUCGACCUGGCGUCUCAGCCAACGGAAGUCCAUGAACGAGCUCUUCAACCUUCUCCAAUCCACCGCCGCAGCUGUCGCCGCAGCCCCCAAACUAUCUAACCUCAAAUUCGCCAUUCCUCCCAAGUCUCCUCUUCGCGCAUCUCCUACGAACGACUCCCCACAUCAUUCCUACGUCUCAUCCGUCUCCUCUACGUCCAACCGCCCUCCCACUCCCCCUCCCAAGUCACCUGUCCUCAGACCCAACAGCAGACCUCUCCCCGACCCAGCCCAGCUCUCAUCGUCCGCACCACCUGCGUCAGGAACAAGUCUGGGGAGCCUCAGCUCAAGUCCUACAAAGAAACAACGCCGGAUGGGCACCGCUGUCUUCCCUCUUCUUCCGUGCAAAUGGGCUGGUAUUCACGACGAGGACAUGAAGGAGAAGCACAGCAACGAUACUAACCGCAACAGCCAGACUCUUUUUCAGUAG
Aspergillus niger is the source of this 1209-nucleotide messenger RNA. RefSeq lists its product as uncharacterized. The record is from RefSeq and is a predicted model, not a curated record. The coding region runs from base 1 to 1209 and encodes 402 amino acids. The transcript has a single exon. Lineage: Eukaryota; Fungi; Ascomycota; Eurotiomycetes; Eurotiales; Aspergillaceae.